Alternaria burnsii is the source of this 300-nucleotide messenger RNA. RefSeq lists its product as uncharacterized. Lineage: Eukaryota; Fungi; Ascomycota; Dothideomycetes; Pleosporales; Pleosporaceae. The transcript has 2 exons. The annotation marks the transcript as partial. The record is from RefSeq and is a predicted model, not a curated record.
GCCAAUGCUCUCGAAUCUAUACUCGACCAAAAAGACAUCGUCGUGAUUAAGGCUAGAAGACUUGAGAAACCUACGCUUGUCUACGACGCUUGGGAACUGCAUUGUUUGGAGUCGGUAUCAAGUAUUGUAGACGGGUUUAGCAAAGGCACUAAACGACUACAACAUAAGCUCAUCUCCAAUGAUCCUGUCUUUACUUCUCGCAAGAAUCAGCUGUAUUCCGAUGUCCGCUUUGAACCCCAUUCGGCCGCUCGAAGCGCAAAGUUCAGCGACCGCAAUCUUGCGCUCAAAACAUCAAUCUGA